CUGUGUGCGGUUGAGGAAGUGUGUUUAGAGUAGACUGCAUGUGUGAGCUGCUUCGGGCCAGUGCGGGUGUCUUCAAUAAGAGCUGAGCGGCUUUCUGUCAGGAGAAAUUAAGAGAAAAUCAUUUGACAUUGUUGGCAGAAUGCUUCAAAGAAAACCAUCCAAUGUCUCUGACAAAUCAAGGAACAAACCCAAGCGAUCCACCAGUUUUGGAAUUUUUGACAGACAGCAGCCCACCCAGGUCAAGGCAGAAGAGAAGGUAGAAAGUUUGCCCGUGGAAGCAGCUGAGGUGGAUCCCAGUAAAUCAGGAGGUCUCGGGAAGAAGAUGAAGAACAUCUCACUGACCAUGCGUAAAAAGAUGGGCCGGAAAUACACUAAAGCCCUGUCAGAGGAAAUGGGCGAGGAUCAUGAAACUGUGGCGAACGAAGCUGCGGUGGAACUAGUAGACCAUUUAUUAUUGGAUCACAAGUCUAAUCUGCAUUUUGGCAUAGAUGUGCUUUUGACAUUUCAGCCAUGUGUUUUGUGUGUUUUUUCAUUUCCUGUUGUUUUAGGUGGUGUGACCAGCGGCUCUGAGGGUUGUAGUAACAGGGACAGCCUUCGUUUAGAAGAUGUGCCCUAUACGGGCCAGUUCUGUGGAAGAGCCAAGGUCCACACGGACUUUGUCCCCAGUCCAUAUGACACAGAGUCUCUCAAACUCAAGGUGGGAGAUGUGAUUGAUAUCAUCAGCAAACCUGCAAUGGGAAUCUGGACUGGGAUGUUGAAUGGUAAAGUGGGCAACUUUAAGUUCAUCUACGUUGAUAUUCUGGUGGAAGAAAGUGUGCCGGAACCGAGGAUUCGCUCUCACCGGAGGAGCAGAACUCGACCCAAAACUCUUCAGGAACUUCUGGAAAGACUCAAUCUGGAGGAGCACAUUUCAUCUUUGCUGUUGAAUGGGUAUCAGACGGUGGAAGAUCUGCGGGAUUUGAAGGAGCAGCACCUCGUGGAGCUCAAUGUGACCGACCCUGAACACCGACACCGGCUGCUAUUGGCGGCAGAAUACCUGCAGGACCCUGAAUAUAAUAAUCAGAGCCACGGAGAGAAAGAUGAAGAGCCCAAAUCUCCCUCUGAACAAGUCAAAGCCGAACUGAACGACUGUCCCAGAGACUCGGGCUGUUACAUCGGAUCUGACUGUUCAGACAACAGUAAAGAGGACACAGAGACCCAGCUGGCCCCUCUCAGCCCACCUGCAACCCAAGAAUAACCACAGCCCUGCAUAAUGCUGUUCAUCUCGGCCUUGCCUGCCUCUGGUUGGUGCAAAGACUGUUACCUGCCGGCCACAACCUACUGUAUAUUUGUUCUUCAGUAUUUGACUGUAAAGCAGCCUUUGUGUUUCAGAGCUGUUGCAUUAAGGUGUCUCUGACGACACUGGAUUAUCUCACAUCAUGGACACUGUGAGAAGUAGUUAUAGAUAUUAAAGAUGACAUGUAAAUAUACUGUAAAUAUGGUGAGAUUGGUGAAGCUUUGCUCUUGUAAACGGUUUAAACUUUGCCUUGCAGAUGCUAGAGAAAACAACAAACUAUUGAGAUUACAAAUGCAUUAUUUUCAUGCAAUAAAAAAGAUAUCUUUAUAUCGUA
Cyprinus carpio (common carp) is the source of this 1610-nucleotide messenger RNA. RefSeq names its product SAM domain, SH3 domain and nuclear localisation signals 1b (gene samsn1b). The record is from RefSeq and is a predicted model, not a curated record. Gene Ontology annotation, molecular function: protein binding. NCBI's taxonomy places the organism in Eukaryota, Metazoa, Chordata, Actinopteri, Cypriniformes, Cyprinidae.